Molecule: messenger RNA, 2114 nt
Organism: Etheostoma spectabile (orangethroat darter)
Lineage: Eukaryota; Metazoa; Chordata; Actinopteri; Perciformes; Percidae
Gene: cbr4
Product: carbonyl reductase 4
Exons: 5
Coding region: 43-756 (237 amino acids)
Biological process (GO): fatty acid biosynthetic process
Molecular function (GO): oxidoreductase activity, acting on the CH-OH group of donors, NAD or NADP as acceptor; quinone binding
Source: RefSeq, a predicted model, not a curated record
AAAUACAGUGGUGCAGUCCUGUGUGGGGUCCUGGUGCCCGCCAUGUCCAGGCUGGCAGCGGUGUGUGGGGGCUCCAGGGGCAUUGGGAAGGCUGUGGCCCGCUUGCUGGCUGAGAAGGGCUGCAGGCUGGCUGUCCUGUCCAGGAACGAAGAUGCUGCCCGGGCCACUGUGGCAUCUCUACAUGGGGCUGACCACGUGGCUCUCAGCUGUGACGUCUCUAAAGAGCAGGAGGUGCAGAAAACCUUUGAGACGAUCCAGAAGACCUGUGGAAACAUCUCCUAUCUUGUAAAUGCAGCUGGCAUCAACAGGGAUGCUCUGUUACUGAGGGCCAAGCCGGAGGACAUGGUGGCUGUGCUUCACACCAACCUGCUGGGCACCAUGCUGACCUGCAGGGCAGCGCUGCGCUGCAUGCUGCACACCCGGGGAGCCGCCAUUGUUAAUAUAGGCUCUGUUGUGGGCCUGAAAGGGAACGCAGGCCAGUGUGUCUACAGUGCCAGUAAAGCCGGUCUAGAGGGCUUCACACGCUCUUUGGCUAAAGAGGUCGCUUCACGCCAUGUCAGAGUUAACCUGCUCGCUCCCGGUUUCAUUCGCACCGACAUGACUGCAGGGCUGAAGGAGGACGGGGUGCCCUCUAUCCCUCUGGGGAGGUUUGGCGAGCCAGAGGAGGUAGCCCAGGCUGUCCUCUUCCUUUUGGAGUCUUCCUACGUUACAGGACAGGUGCUGGUGGUGGAUGGAGGACUGCAGCUGGCCAUGUAAGGGAUGGGGCCUACCUGGAGUUAUCUCAUUGUUCAGGACAAUGGCAGCGGGGCAGGUGAAAGUGUCACUCUGCCUUUCCUUGAAAAUGGUAUGUCUUGUUGAAGGCAUAGAAGAUGGAGACUAAAAGAAAUGGCUCAAGAGAAAGAUGAGGGGAAUGAUAAAUGAAUGAUAAACAUUACAACAGUGCUUCACGGCUGAAGUUGGAUAUUGCUCUGGCCACAUGACAAUUCAGAGUCUGGUGAGCUGUAGUGUGAGAUUGGAUAUACAGUAUUUAAUAUCAGCUGUUUUCCUAUCAGAGAUCUUGCUACUAAACACAAAGAGUAAACAACAUCUUUGCACAAGAGAUAAAAAAGCAGUUUCCUGUUGACAUAGGAGACUCAACCCCACAUCUCUCUGAGGAUCCCUGUCCCGCUGCUCUCUGUCUUUCUGCUGAGUCACUCUGUCCGGCAACAGUAGACGUGGCCUGAUGUGUGUGACAGUCGGCCGUGAUGACUAACGCUGCUGACUCCAGAGUGUCUGGCCCAGUCCAGACCUCUGUGCCCCGAGGUCCUAAAUUGAAUCAGCAGAUUGAACGCCGUUGGGUCUUUUUCCAUGACUGUAAAGAGCCCGCCAAUGAUCGUAGCACUGUGUUGUUUCCCCACCUCCCCCGAGAGACUUCCUCACAGCCAACACAUGUCCCCCCCCACCACCCCUCCACCCUCCACCAGUGGCCCCCUGAGCCCACCUCUGGAGGGGCCUGUCGAGGGGCCAGGCAUGUUGGGCUGCAGCUGGAGGAAAUUAGACUUAGUGGUGGAGGUGGGGGUAUUUUUAACUCUGGGAAUGUUUUGAGUGUCUGGUUACAGCUCUGAAACUAGUGUGGACGGAUGGGGUUGGAGGUGACUGACGUGCUCAGAGAUGAGAUUUGAAAUGCUGCGUUGGUUGUUCCUUUCACUGGAACAUGCUGUUACCAUCCAUUAGAAUCAAAACUUUAAAUUAGCAACUUCAACUGUACUCUGUUUUUUAGCGUCCAAUCGUCCUACACGUUGUAUUUCCUAUUAAAGGAUUGGAUUACAGUUACUCUGAUUAACAUUCUUAGCAAGUAUGGUCUUUCCACUGACUGAUAAUGUGUUUUUUGGCAUUCUCGUAUUGUUUUAAGAAGAGUCUGCCAGUCUAUAAAAACAUCUCACACUGUCUCUGAAGCGUUAGAUUUUUUAUUAACUUUCAUAACCUAAAAUAAAAUCAGGAGAACAAUCCAUAUACAGGCAUUGAUUGGCAUAGAAAUGUGCAAACACAGUAACUGUCAGCUGAUGCAAGCUCUGAACAGACAGAAAAAGAUGUCCACGUUGUAUAGUAUAGGUGAUGAAAAUAGUAGAUAUAAA